Pelobates cultripes (western spadefoot toad) is the source of this 4215-nucleotide messenger RNA. The record is from the annotation of a GenBank genome assembly. NCBI's taxonomy places the organism in Eukaryota, Metazoa, Chordata, Amphibia, Anura, Pelobatidae.
CUCCAUAAAUCUUUGGUACAUGAGGGUGGUUUGUCUGGGAACAAGUGGCAUUUGGCUGGAUGUAAUUGGAGUCUGGUCAUCCCCUCUCUCCUGCACUGCUUGUUGGUAAGCUGGAAGGAAGUGACUAAUACUCACUUCCUCCCAGCACUGCAGCUGUACACAGAACACAGAGCCCGACUGAAAUGCUAAAGAGCUGCGGCAGCGCACGGGGACCCUGAUCAAAAAUGUCCAUCAGAUGGCCCUAAGUCUUUGGACCACCAAUGGCCAAAAGAACUUGUGGGCCCUGGUUCAGUUGCACCAGCAGUAGAUCCACCAUUGGCCAUACGGUCUCAACAAGGACCCAUUAAACCAAUCUGGCAAAUUUCAGUGUGUACAUACUUAAAUGGGCAAGCCUCUUUUUUGACCCUGUAACUUUGCAUAACACCAAGAAAAUCGUACAUGGGGGAGACCACAGAAUACAAAUAUGUGUAUCUAAUUGCAGUAAAAGCUAAAAUCAUUAUGACAUUCACAGUUAAAAUGCCAUACAGAACAUAAUUUCUUAAGUGUUUUAAGAUUUCAUAUGAAAGAGGUAAAUUAUGGAUUAAUUUACAUAUAGCUCAAAUUCUAGGUUUUGUUUUGGUUAAAGUUGUUUUGAUUCCCCCCCCCACUGGAUUUUAUAAAUAAUUUCAUUGCACUGUAUGUUUUUAUAUAUUUAUUUCCGGUUUCCUCUAAAUAUCAGCUCCGGGCUUUAUGAUCAGUUUUCUCUGUUCAUUGUUGUGUUCUAUUUUUUUUUUUUUUCUCAGUAUUGUACAGUAUACCUAGUGUCCAGUUUUAGUGUCCAUAUUUAGUACAUUUUUCACAUAUCUACUUCCUAGUUUUGUUUUUUUGUUCCUUUUCUGACUAUAGUUAAUAAAAUUGUUUUGAUGUCUAUACCAUCUGCAAGACACUGUACAGGAUACUGAAUGUGUACAUGAGCAAUGUAUUAACCUGUCAGCUCCUUAAACUCUCAUAAUUGCAGAAACAUGCCAUAUCCCAAUUAGGGUUUUAUUUUUAACAUACAAACGGUACUUCUACAAAAGUGAAAAGGGAUUGAUAAACAGUAUGUUCAUGUUAUUACAGUGGUGGUUAGGAGUGGGGGAGUGAAGUAGCAUUUUUGCAGUUUUUUACCUGUCCAGACAAGGAUGAGGGAGGAGAAAGUAGGAGGCAAGUGGAAACCUGAAACUGGCCUAGCUAACAGCCAGUACAAUGAGAAAACACAGAAUGAGAGCGUAUCAUUAUAAACAGUCGAUUGCUCCAAUCAUCAGAUUGCCAGUCUAAGCACUUCGGAUGGCGUGUGCUUGGGACUUCCAGUUCCGUGUGUUGUUACUGGGAAACUCCGGGGUAGGAAAAACCUCUCUGCUCCGAUGGUACACAGAUGGCCAGUUCUCAGAAAGCACAGGGCAAACUGUAGGGGUGGAUUUCUGUUCCCGAGUAGAGGAGCUGGAGAGUGGAAUUAAAAUCAGACUGCAGUUCUGGGACACAGCUGGCCAGGAGCGCUAUCGGUGAGGUGGAGACAAUUCUCUGUCAGUGUGAUUACAUUUUUUCAGCCAAUGUACAAAAGUAUGUUUAUUUAGCUGUAUGAAGAGAGAAUGCCAUCUUCUAUAACACACUGAUGUAUCAUUGCAUAUGCACAGAAGCACACUGCGAGCCUUUUAGCUUGCUUUUAUUUGUACCAAAGUAAAUUGCAAUAUUCCAAACCCUUUUCAUUCUCAUGCAAGCCUCUACAUAAAAAAAAAAACAAAGUUACUUGUUAUAUGAUUUAAUCUCCAUCCUAUACGCUUGUCUCUAGGGCGGUUACACGCUCUUAUUACAGGAAUGCAGCUGGUGUUAUUCUCCUCUUUGAUCUUACUGCUCGUUCAUCUUUUGAGAGUAUAAUGGAGUGGUAUCAGGAGGUUAGAGAUCGGACACGACCGCACCCUCUAUUAUUCCUGCUGCUGGGAGCAAAGAGUGACUUACGAGAGCAGCGAGUGAUAACCAGAGAAGAUGGACAGAGACUGGCAGAUAACCUGAGAGCUCCAUAUUUAGAGACGUCUGCACGGACAGGCAGUAACGUCUCAGCUGCACUUUCUCUUCUGUGUCGGGAGCUACUCAAAGCAGCACGGGAAGAGCGACCACAAAUGGAGCAUUGGAGUGGGGAAUGCCUUGCUGUGGAGGAGGACAAGGCAAAACAGAGAAAUGGGUGUGCAUGCUGAAAAGGCACAUCUAAAGUCUCUUUACUAGGUAUGUGACCAUCUUUCUCUGCUAUUUCCACUGAAGCAUCAUUUCAUUCUGUAGACACAAAGCUAUUGUGCAAGAGACUUUAAACAAUUAUUAACACCUCAUUCUUCAACAAUCUUAUUCCUGUGAAGAAACAACUCUGUUGCUGCAAAAUUAGAGGUCCCCUUUGCUGUUUCUGCAUUGGCACCCCUAACACAAAGAACCUUCACAGGUAUUGUUACUUCUGCAAACUUUACUAAAACACCCUUUUUAUAUACAAAUAUAAACAGAGGAGACUUUCACCCUUUUCCCUACCAGAGGGCUUUGUAAUGCAGGGUUAAGAAAAGAAAUCCACAGUGUGAAUUAGUGGAUUCUGUCUCACACACAAAUCUCUUUUUGCUUGAGGAGACCAUCUUCUUGCUUGCUGCACAUUGAAGAAGUCCUUGUGGUGUGCAGAUGAGGUGUGCAGCUGCAAUGGGCUUCUACUUCUUUUGGGUUUUUUUAAUUAAAGCCAUUCUCUGAAAUGCAUAAAACAAAAAUAAAGGGGUCAGAAAGGGAUAUAUGGCUAUAUAAAUAUGAGAAAAAGAUUGUAAACAAUGAUGUAAAGAAAUAGUAAAUAUAAGUGACAAACCAGGUUGAUAUACAGACCGAAACAAAAUAGAUUUUAUUUCACGAACAAUAUUAAUGUGCAAUUUAAAACUACUCAUCACUAGAACAAAAACAGGUCUGCAUUUACCUUGUCCCAAGGCAAAUACAUUUUGUUGUUGUUCCUUUAAAGAGUAAAUUGAUACCUUUUCUGUUACUGCCUAUCUUCAAUACAUUGAGACUACAUCGAUAUGGUCAAGUUUGUGUAACCAAAUUUACAAUGUUUAUUGAAAUGAGCAACAUAGUCAUAACGCAUUGAGUACUCUAAAAUACCAUACAUACAUAUAGUGUAGAUUGGAUUGGCUGUAUUAGUCCAGUAGACAAGACUCCAAAAUACCAGAGUAUUGCACUAUGCAAUGAUACUUUAUUAGACUAACAGAAUACUUAAAAGAUAAGCUUUCAAGAGUAUUCCUCUCUUCCUUAGGUCUGAAGCAAAUAGGAAAACUAGUAUUAUGUUAGCCCAAUAAAAAAAAAAAAUAUAUAUAUAUUAUUGCAUACUACAAAAUGGUAUUUUGAUAUCACAUCUCAAAAAAUAGUGAAAGGGUUACUAUAUGCACCAUGGCCACUUCAGUGUUUUGUUUUCUAAUUUUAAAUCUGUGCAUUAUUACCAUUUUUACAAAAACUUUCUUUUUGGUUGAAAUAACCCUUUACGUUGUGAUGGUUGAGUUGGAGAAUAUUUCCAAAUCAGCUUCCAUUUGACUCAGUUUUUCCAUUGGAUUUAAUUAACAAAUGUUCAUUUAGUGAAUAACCCUGAAAUUGCCUGCUGAAAAGAAGUGUUUUACUUUAAUAAAAUGUAUAGGUGUGAUUUUGUCUUAAGUCACAUCAGAGCACUAGAGAAUUGGGUACUAAUCCCAUCCAUUGAAAUGACAUAACUGAUGUAAUGGUUCUCCUUUAGAUUGAUAUCUGAAUAUUACAUAUGCUCUGUGUUCCUUCCAGAUAUACAUGAUUACCCUUUGAAUGGGAAGAUUUACAAGAAAAACCUUCAAGACCGUAUCUCGUACGGACGCUACUAAAGGAGAGCAGACAUUUGUGAUUCAAGUUAAAUUCUCCAAACACACACCUGUAGUGCUGCUUCAAGAGUAAAAUUCUGAAGUCAAAAAGCAGGAAAGAAUUCAAAAACCCUAACUUCACCAGGCCAUAUUCCAAUUUAAAUAAAUAAAAAGCCACCUCUUGCAAACACAGGUUGUCGACUUCCUUCUUAACAUCAUGUGUACAUCAAGCAGAUAGCAUAAAUAAGAUUUACCUGUUUGUGUGCCUCUGUUGUGCAUGCCUUUUUAUAUGGCCGGAUUUCUUCAGACCCAAAUCCUGGAAUCCACAUAUUCCACUGCCGUUCUUAAAUAAAUAAAUAAUAAUAAA